UGACUACAGAUUCAUCAACUCUACUUCCCAACAUCUUAAGCCCAAAUCAAAACUCAUCAUUUCAACUCUUCAUGCCGUAAAGAUUAUGCAUCAUUAUAGUUCACAGCCACUUCCAGAUACCCCUCUUGCCCGUCUAUCCUUAGCCAAGUUCUCCCAUGUCACCACAUCGUUGAGUCACAGAGGCCCAUUGAACUGGGGUCAUAUCAUAGGGAACAAUGAUCUCACAGCCACUUUCGAGAAGCCCCGGGCCACAAACAGUUUGUCUGGGGAUAGUAUUGUGCUAAGGAUCUUUCGUUUCCACGAUAUCAUGGAAGAGCUCGAUCUCUCCUUCUUUGCUAUGGCCGCCACAAAGACCCCAUCUCAGCCUGCCCAGGGGCAAGCAUCGAAGCCAUCAUUCGCUGUCGUUGUGAAGCUACCCUGUGUGGCAGUGAAAUAUCCUCGCGGAAACAUGAUCCGCCGCUUUCAGAUCAAAUUCUCAGCCGAAAAGGACUACUAUGCAGCUCUAGCCAUCCUCAGCGAGAUAAAUUGUCCAUUUUCAGAAGCUAGUCCUGCCCCCAUGCACAAACAGACCUCCUCGCAGUGGAACACAGGAUCCUUCAGACCUGGCUCCAUGUCAAGCGAGCUGACAGUACCGAAUACCAUAAUACCUCCCAACAACGGUGUUGGUUUCCCUGUGUAUGCACCAGGCACAUAUGCUCGUCUACCGACGCCAAGCGUCACAGCAGGCACAUCGAUAACGUCCGCAUCUUCGUCCACCCUAGGCACCAGCCAUCCGUACCUAGCGACAAAUACACCCAGCAGUCUCGCCAAGUACAUGUAUACAGAAAGCAACCGUACGCAGUCCCUCAAUGGCCAAUGCCCACUCUCUGCCCUACAGGUCCACGGCACCUCGGAGGCUGACCCGUCCAGACCUUCCACUGCCACUUUGCCCCUGGAGACAGCGAACCUGGACCCGCCUCCCGUGAGGGUUCUUCCAUUUUCCAGACCGCUCAUGAAGAGGACUCACACAAUCGCCACGACCGGCAUCCCCGCUGGAAAUGUGGCAGCAUUUGGAAGCACAGUGUCUAGACCAUAUCCAGAACUAGCCCCUGCAAACAAGACACAAUCUCCUCCAUCACCGCACCCCCUAACUCAGGCUGAAACUCCCCGAAUCACCGUCCUGAAGUACUCGAACCCAGCCGCGCAAGUCCCAGCCCCAGCAGCUAACCCAGGCGGGUCCCAGCCAGUCCCUGGAGUCCCCUUACCCCCUUUGCCCUCCUAUUCAGGCCUCAUCACCGCCCCAAGCAACGAGCAGCAGCCAGCCACCUCCUGUGACCAGCACCAGAAGCACUAUCCUCUUGAAUCAGCCAUAAACAACAUCCCCACCAUCACAACAGCGGGAGCGCCGCAGCAAGAGCCACCCCAGGAACAUCAACAGCAGCAGACACAGCAGCAGCAGACACAGCAGCAGCAGACCAUACCACUCCCGACCCCGGAAGAUCUCGCAUCGUAUGGUUCAGCAUCCACGACGGAGCGCAAGCAACUCGUUGAGUCCUGGAUCUGUCGCCACGUAGAAGACGAUGCCUUCCUCAAGCUUUGUGAGGAUGUGGAGGGUGUAUGGCAGCGAAUGAAGUUGGGGACAAGUAAAGGAGGUACGUGAUUUGGGCUGGUGGAAUUUCCCUCGUGAUACCUUGCUAUUCUUCUUGUUUCUUGUUCAUCUUUUGCGCGACUGUUUCAAGGUUUCGUCAACCCUUUCGUGUUCCUUCUAGUUCACAGAGAUGUUCUUGACGUGAAGCAUGAAAUGCCGCGAUGUUGCUAUAUUUUUUUUUUCACGGGCCGUCGGGUUGUGGAGGGAAUAUCUUGUUUGAUCUCACUAUAUUACCACCGACUAGGGCAAGAAGUAAUAGAAAGAAGCGUAGGAAUGCAG
Messenger RNA from Aspergillus aculeatinus CBS 121060, 1906 nucleotides. RefSeq lists its product as uncharacterized. The transcript has 5 exons. NCBI's taxonomy places the organism in Eukaryota, Fungi, Ascomycota, Eurotiomycetes, Eurotiales, Aspergillaceae. Bases 86 to 1639 code for a protein of 517 amino acids. The record is from RefSeq and is a predicted model, not a curated record. Gene Ontology annotation, biological process: reciprocal meiotic recombination.